UUCUUGAAUUCUAUCAAUUCUGAUGUUUUAGCCAUUGAUCUUUAUGAUGAAAUCCCCACAAUUGAUUACUCUUUGUUGUUUUCCGAGAAUCAUGAUGAACGGGCUAAAUCCCUGGAACACCUUGGGAAAGCAUGCGAAGAAUUUGGUUUCUUUUAUUUGAUAAAUGGUGUCGAACAAAGUGUGGUAGAAGGAGCACUGAAGGGUAUCGAUUUCUUUGAACUAACAAAUCAGGAGGAAAGGAGCGAGUACUUAAAGAAGAAUCCUAUGGAUAGGAUAAGGUGGGGUUUAAGAUCCCAUGCCGGAGAAAAUAGAGAGUAUCUAAAGAUAGUAGCACAUCCCGAAUACCAUUGCCCUAGCAAACCGGCUAGCUUUAGAGGUGCCAUUGGGGAGUACUUCAAACGGAUGCAUGAGGUUGAACUUGGUUUAGCUAAGGCAAUCUCGAAAAUCUUGGGAUACGAAGAAACCUACAUCGAGAAGGAAUUCAAGCUAGAAGCAGGCUUUGAUGUGUCUGCUAUGAAUCUAUAUCCACCGUCUUUCCAAUCCAAAGGUUCCAUCGGUGUGCCGGAACAUACUGACCCUGGCUUUUUUGUUUCGCUUAUACAAGAUGUCAAUGGUGGCCUUCAAAUGCUCACUCAUAAAGGAAAUUGGGUCACAGUUAACAUACCUCCAAAUGCCAUUUUCAUCAAUCUUGGUGAUCAUCUUGAGAUAUUGUCCAAUGGGAAGUACAAGAGUCAUAUACAUCAAGUGAUCCUAGAAAACAAUGAAGUGAAUAGAAUUUCUAUGGCUACACUUCAUGGACCUUCAUUAGACAUAUUUGUAGCCCCAGCAUCAAGGUUCAUCGAUGAGUCUCACCCACCAACCUACCGAGGGAUGACCUACAAGGAAUCCUUGGAGUUGAAUGGUUCUGAUGAAAUUGAUGUGCAGUCAUCCCUUUCAUUGCUUCGAAUUCCAUUCUCUCUCUAAUUUCAUGAGCUCAUAUACUAUUGGCAGUUCAUCCUCUAUGUGUCGUAUAUUACUAUACACUUUUCGUGUUAAUGAAAUAAAAAUAAAUAAGGUGCCAUGAUUAUUGUUGUUGUCUAGGUAUUUGUGGGAAGGAAUUACUUUGUAUAUGCUUUUCCUAGUUAAUUUUAAUAAUUUGUUGGGUAGAAUAUCAAGGAGUUUAUAAAAGAAAUAAUUAUGUUGUCAAAUUCUACAUA
Molecule: messenger RNA, 1196 nt
Organism: Gossypium raimondii (Peruvian cotton)
Lineage: Eukaryota; Viridiplantae; Streptophyta; Magnoliopsida; Malvales; Malvaceae
Product: 2-oxoglutarate-dependent dioxygenase 19
Source: RefSeq, a predicted model, not a curated record